Messenger RNA from Phytophthora sojae, 1578 nucleotides. RefSeq lists its product as hypothetical. Gene Ontology annotation, cellular component: nucleus. The transcript is spliced from 6 exons. NCBI's taxonomy places the organism in Eukaryota, Oomycota, Peronosporomycetes, Peronosporales, Peronosporaceae. The record is from RefSeq and is a predicted model, not a curated record. The coding region runs from base 1 to 1578 and encodes 525 amino acids.
AUGGCGGAGGAGAUCGUGCCCAACUCGGUGGGCUGGUACAUCCUGGAGGGGUACCCGUGGUGGCCCGUGUACAUCUGCGACGUGACCAAGCUGCGGCCGAACCUGCACCUGCUGGGCAGCGGCCACAAGAAGAUCCUCAAGAAGGCGCGCGACUUCCCCGACGACUUCAUCGUCGUCUACUACUUCGGCUCGCACGACUUCUCGCUCGUGGGGCUCAAGAAGGGCGUGCUGCGCCCAUGGGACUGCGCGCAGAAGGACCAGUUCCUCAAGGGCCACCCCAAGCACCUGACCAAGAAGAAGGGCGUGAUGGACGACCUGCUGGAGGCCGUGCAGGAGGCCGAGGAGUACCUCUCGCAGCCCGAGGACAUCCGCCUACCGCAGCACAUGGUGCCAUCCGACCUGGACCCGACGCUGGAGCCGCCGCCGCCUGAGCUCGUGCCUCAGGAGGUGGCGCAGGACCCCGAGGAGGAGGAGGAGGACGCGGAGGCCAUGGACAAGAAGGAAAAGAAGGAGCGCGAGAAGAAGGAGAAAAAGGAGAAGAAGGUGCGAGAGAAAAAGGAGAAGAAGACGAAGAAGAGCAAGGGCAAGGACGACGAGGACAAGAAGCGCAAGAGCGACGCUGCAAGCGACAGCAAGGGUGCAUCGCCGUCCAAGGUGGCCAAGACGGCGGACCAGACAGACGUCAAGAGCGAGCCCGCUGCGGCGAAGAAGGAAGCUGGCGAGAAGAAGCCGCCUCCGGCCGACAUGACCACGGAGGCGCUGAGCAUUAUUCUGGAGAAGGAGAUUCGCUGGAUCCUCGUCAACUGCCCGUUCGAGGAGAUGACGACCAAGACUGUGCGGAAGCUGCUCGAGGACCGCCUGCACAUGGACCUCCGCCACCAGAAGGCGUCGAUCAAGGAGGGCGUCGCGCGCGUGAUCGCGUCCAUGGAGGAGGAGGAUGGAGCUGACUCGGCUUCGACUGCGCCUGAUGAGUCUGCAGCUGUUCCUGCUGAGGACACCAAGGCAAACGUUAAGGUCGAAACGAACGAGACUGCUGUGCCUCUUGAGAAAACGAAGAAGCAGCUCGAGGCAGCGUCCAAGAACCUGUCGUUGGCGCUUGACUUGGAGCCAAAGAUCAUGGACGCGCUCAACUCGCUGAAGACUCUUGACAGUGUGGAUAAGGACGUGUUGGCGGCUUCGACCUUGCAACCUAGGCUCGUAAAACUGAGGGCGCAUCGGUCUUCAAAAAUCUCCGAGCUUGUAUCACUCUUGGUGAAGAAAUGGCAUGUUGAGGACUUGGUUCCAGCUCCGAAGCCUGUUACGAACGAAGAAAUAUUGAGCCACAAGGAGAAGCUGGAGAACUCUGAGACCUCUCACGACGAGCUGCUUGUAUGCUUGAACCAGCUGGACCAGAUGGUUGUGACAAUAGAACACUUAAAGGAGACGGCAAUCGCGCGCGCAGUGUCCAAGUUGCGGCAGCAUGGAAAUGACAAGGUCUCUGCUAAAGCCCAGGAGCUCCGGCAAAAGUGGAUCAAGCAGUCUAAUGCAGACAACGGUACUGUGUGUUGGAAGACCAUCUACGGUAGGGCCAGCCUCUGA